Messenger RNA from Colossoma macropomum (tambaqui), 1567 nucleotides. RefSeq names its product sialoadhesin-like. The transcript is spliced from 8 exons. Bases 23 to 1552 code for a protein of 509 amino acids. Lineage: Eukaryota; Metazoa; Chordata; Actinopteri; Characiformes; Serrasalmidae. The record is from RefSeq and is a predicted model, not a curated record.
UUCAAGAGAUGAACGUCGCUUAAUGAAGGCUGAACUGCUGAUCUCACUCAGAAUGUCUCUGACUGUUUCUCUGCUGUUUCUGCUCUUCAUCUCUGGAGUUGUUGCUCAGGAUGGGUGGGCUGUGAAUUACAUCUCUAAAUCUAUGUGUGCUCUAAAGGGGUCUGCAGUGACCAUGAAGUGUACUUACACAUAUCCCAGUGGUCACUCAGUCCAAAAAGCUUUCUGGACUAAAGAGCUGGUUACAUCUGGUUCAGAACCUCCUGAUCUGUUAGAUGAUCCAGAGUACAGAGGCAGAGUUCAGUACCUCAGAGAUAAACAACCCAAUGACACCCUCAAACUGAAGACUGUGAGAGAAAAGGAUCAAAGUAAAUACUACUUCACAUUUAUAACAGACCAACCUGGAGGAAAGUAUCAAGGUGCAGGUGGAGUUGAUCUUUCAGUCACAGAUCUCCAGGUGGAGGUUCCUGAGAGAGUGAUAGAGGGAGAUAAAGUCACUCUCACAUGUAGAACCACCUGCAGUCUGACAGUCAGACCAACAUUCACCUGGUACAGAAAUAGACAUCGUUUAUCCUCCAGUACUGACCAACUCCACCUGCAGUCGGUCAGCAGAAAGGAUGCAGGCAAAUAUCGCUGUGCUGUACUGGGUCUGAACUCUCCUGAGGUCACUCUGAAUGUCAGAUAUGGCCCAAAGAGUAUCUCAGUGUCCAUCAGUCCCUCUGGUGAAAUAGUGGAGGGCAGUUCAGUGACUCUGACCUGCAUUAGUGAUGCAAACCCACCUGUGCAGAACUACACCUGGUUUAAAGGAACAUCAUUAGUAGCAAAAGGAGAGACUUACACAAUGAACCAGAUCAGCUCUGUGGACAGUGGAGAAUACAAGUGCAAGUGCCGUCAUGAACAUGGAGAGAAAUACUCUGAAGCUCUAACUCUGAAUGUUUUGUAUCUUCCAAAGAACACAUCAGUGUCCAUCAGUCCCUCUGGUGAAAUAGUGGAGGGCAGUUCAGUGACUCUGACCUGCAGCAGUGAUGCAAACCCACCUGUGGAAUAUAACUGGUUUAAAGGAACAUCAUUAGUAGCAAAAGGAGAGACUUACACAAUGAACAAGAUCAGCUCUGUGGACAGUGGAGAAUACAAGUGCAAGUGCAGUAAUAAACAUGGAGAUAAAUACUCUGCAGCUCUAACUCUGAAUGUUUUGUAUCCUCCAAAGAACAUCUCAGUGUCCAUCAGUCCCUCUGGUGAAACAGCAGAGGGCAGUUCAGUGAAUCUGACCUGCAGCAGUGAUGCAGACCCACCUGUGCAGAACUACACCUGGUUUAAAGAAGGUGGAAGCUCACCUGUAGGAUCUGGACACAGUUACAGGGCUCUACAGAGUGGAUCCUACUACUGUGUGGCUCAGAAUCAAUACGGAACUCAGAAAUCAGCUGCAGUGACUGUCACUGUAAAAGAGGCUAAGAUUUCAGUUGUGGUGUUUGCUGUUCUUGGGGUCGUUGCUGGAUGUGGAUGUUUUUUUGUCAUCAUGGGUGUUUUGGUGUUUCAGUAUGUAUGUGCAUCUUAAGUCACCUGACUGGAA